GGUUUCUGAGUUGCUCCCUACGACAACAACACAGUGCGCAGCGAGGAGAAAUCAAAACCGAUGUUGAAAGCAUAGUUUCGUUUCCUUCCCAUACGGCUGGCUCCUGUUGUUUCUCUCGCUCUCUCUUUCUCUCUCUCCCUUUUCCUCUCUCUCUCUCUGUCUUGCUGUCUCACUCAGCCAAGGCAUUUUGCCAGAGGGUAGAAGUGUUAAGUGCAGCCGCCCAGCCUGUUGUGUGAGUGAGUGAGUGAGUGAGUGAGUGAGUGUGAGUGUGUGCCUGUCAAUCGCCAGUAUAGUAACUUCAAACACUAGCGACCUUAGCGGAAAAAAAGAGUCUCUCUCUCCCUGUAUCUGUUGUUUGGUUGCUCUCAUCAUGACCACUCUCCCGGCUUACACGGGAGCCAGGAUAUCAGGAUGUUGGGCUCUCAGAUCAGAUGGCAGCGGCGGCGGAGAGGGCUCACUUGACAGACUCCUCCCUACCGUCAACAGUGGCCUAUCGCCACGGAAACGGACCACCAGCCAGUGUAAAUCGGAGCCGCCCCUUCUGCGGACCAGCAAGAGGACCAUCUACACAGCCGGCCGCCCACCCUGGUACAACGAGCAUGGGACCCAGUCAAAGGAAGCCUUCGUCAUUGGACUGUGUGGGGGUAGUGCUUCUGGCAAAACCACUGUGGCCCGCAAGAUCAUCGAGGCGCUGGACGUUCCCUGGGUGGUGCUGCUGUCCAUGGACUCCUUUUACAAGGUGCUCACCCCUGAGCAGCAGGUGUUGGCCGCUAGCAGCGACUACAACUUUGACCACCCAGACGCCUUUGACUUCGGCCUGCUGGUGCCCACACUACGCAAGCUAAAGCAGGGCAAGAGCGUCAAGAUCCCUGUGUACGAUUUCACCACGCACGGGCGACAGAAGGACUGGAAAACGGUGUAUGGCGCCAGUGUCAUUAUUUUUGAAGGCAUCAUGUCUUUCGCUGAUAAGGAGUUACUCAAGCUCCUGGACAUGAAGAUCUUCGUGGACACAGACUCGGACAUCCGGCUAGUACGGAGGCUGAGGAGGGACAUCACGGAGCGAGGGAGGGAAAUCGAGGGGGUCAUCAAGCAGUAUAAUAAGUUUGUCAAGCCGGCGUUCGAACAGUACAUCGAGCCCACCAUGCGUUUGGCUGACAUUGUGGUACCACGAGGUGGUGGCAACAUGGUGGCCAUCGACCUGAUCGUCCAGCACGUCCACAGUCAGCUGGAGGAGAGGAAGCUCCGUUGGGAUAUGGCUGCAUUGGCCUCUGCUCAUCAGGCUCAGCCCCUCCCACAGACCCUCAGCGUCCUCGAAAGCACGCCUCAGGUCAGGGGCAUGCACACCAUCAUCAGGAAUAAAGAGACAAGCCGAGAUGAGUUCAUCUUCUAUUCGAAGCGGCUGAUGAGACUGCUGAUCGAGCGCGCCCUCUCCAUCCUGCCCUCUCAGAUACACAUUGUUCAGACACCUCAAGGACAGGACUAUGAAGGGCGGACUUUCCAUGGCAAGAGGAUCACUGGCGUGUCCAUCUUGAGAGCGGGCGAGACCAUGGAGCCGGCGCUAAGGGCCGUGUGUAAGGACGUCCGCAUCGGAAAGAUCCUCAUCCAGACCAAUCAGGACACAGGAGAGCCCGAGCUGCAUUAUCUGCGGCUGCCCAAAGACAUCGGCGAGGACCACGUCAUUCUCAUGGACUGCACUGUCUCCACCGGCGCUGCUGCCAUGAUGGCCAUCCGCGUCUUACUGGACCAUGAUGUCCAGGAGGAUAAGAUUCUGCUGGUCUCUCUGCUUAUGGCUGAAAUGGGGGUCCACUCCGUGGCCUACGCUUUCCCCCAGGUCAAGAUCAUCACCACCGCCGUCGACAAGAAGGUCAACGACCUCUUCCACAUCAUCCCUGGCAUAGGUAACUUUGGAGAUCGCUACUUCGGCACUGACGCACCCCCCGACUGGAGCGAUGAGGAGAUGGACGAGCCCAGUUACUGAGGGGCCGACCCAUCGCUGUGCUCGCCGAGGAAAUGGGCUUUCAAUGGAGAGGGGGGCACGUUGAGCCCCCCUGUCCGGCAGCUACAUGGACCCUCACCAGGGAGGUCCAGUGCCCACCAUACGGGCCACCUCUGUCCACUGACGUCCAGCCAGGAUAACAGGGACGGGUUUGGGCUUGAACAAAAGGACAAUCACUCUGUAGACUUUGUCUUUUCACAAUUACGGAAAGUGUUUUUAAGGAAAGUGUUGUACAUAUUUUACAUUGACAUUUUUUAAAGAUUGUUACAUAUGUGUGGUGUAAUGGAUGUCGUCGUGUUUGUCGGUGGUGGUGAUGUUGUCGCGUCGCGCCAAGAAAAGCUGUUAAGAAAUGAUGUGUUUCGCCUUAAACGUUAUGAACUCGACGCAUCAUCAAAGACUUCGGAGUGCAGUUCGAAAAAACUGGUGAAUUGGUGACGGCUGAAUGUCAAUCUUUUUGUUGUCGUUUUGUUGGAGCUCAUGACACAUUUUGGCUGCAUUUCUGUUACUUUUUCACAUCUGUGAAGAGGUUGACCUUUUCGAGGCAGCCGUGGCGUUUGUUGUCGAGAUGCUGCUCUGUGUCUCAACUGCGCAGGCACCGUGCACUCUUUGAAGGACCUCUUCAUGGAAAGAAGUGGUGGGCGUCAGUUCUUUUACUCUAUGUCUCUGCUGUCCCCCGCACUCUUUCACUCCCACCAAUUCAAACCUGCUGACCAGACCACAAGCUGCAGAACACGCAGGUCUUACUAGCCCUCCAACCCCCACCCCAUAUCAUUGUUCUGCGCAGCAGAGAGGCCAAAGACUUUUCUUAGGAGUCACCCAUGUGUUAUUUAUAGAAAUAGAAGCAAGCUCGCUGACUAUAAGCGUUAAAUAAUAGAAACACGUUGCCAGGUGAGGCUGUUAUUUUCAUAACAUCGCUUGCACCCAGGAACUGAGAAUCGGCUGGUAAUGUUGGCUACAAGGUGUUCUUUGGCGCGUUGUUUGUUGUCAUCGUAUUUGUCCUUCUGUUUAUAGCAUCUGCUUUCAUAUUCAUAUUUUCGGCUUUUGUAUGUUCUAUUCUCAUGAAAUACACAGUAACUUGCUACCUCAUGUCUGUCUGCAUAUGUGGCACUGUAAUGGGCUCGGGUGCGUAUACGUGUGCCGUUUCGUCUCACACACACAAUCAUUCAUUCUUCAUUCUGUUGAACAUACUGCUAGUCCGCCAGUCCAGUAAGUUAUUACAUGGUAUAUUAGUUAUCACAUUGCAUUUGAUGAACGAAUCAUAUCCAAUGAUCACACCAUUUCAUUAUAGCCUAAAAACGAUCUACAAGCUGGAAAACAGUUAUUACUUUUGUUCUUUCUUUAGUGUAUAGCUAUGUGGCUGUAUUAAAUCAGAAAAACAAUUGUAGCGCGCAAACAUACCUGACCACACUGUGUUAAAUGUGUGUGGUGUGGUAAACUGUUGCCUUGACCAUAUAUGGAAUCAGCUGAUGCGUGUUUGUGUGUGUGAAUCUGCGGGAGCCAAUCACUUGGCUUAGCAAUGCCGCUUUUCUAUUUAUGGUUGAAGAAUUGUUAUGUUAUCAUGUUUUUAUUUUAUUAUUGUCACCCCAGAAAGCACUUGUAGUUUUUAGUUUUUUUGAAAGCAUAUGCACGAUAUCAAUGUGUAAUCAUGUCUUAGAUCUCUCAUGAUGCCUUAGUUUUAUCUUUUUUUUUCCCCCUCAGUGACUGUAUUGCUUUAAGCUGCGGCAGUUAUUUAUUUCAAGCUAAAACAGUGUACAAGAUGUUUGGGUGUAUUUUUGAAGAUUUGGUUUGUUUGUUUGUUUGUUUGUUUGUUUUGGCUUAUGGUGCACAAGACAGCAGUGAUUGUACUAUCCCCCAAAGAUGCACAGACAUGCGCCUGUGAAGAAGGAACAAAUAAAUAAAUAUGUAAAUAAGUACCAAAUGACGCAAUGGCUCACCAGAUUCUGUUUUAAACCACUGUACAGUGGAUGGGUCAACUCCUAACUCACCACAGCAAGGUGGGUAUGCAUGGAUGCUUGCAGGUGUGUGUGUGUGUGUUUGUGUGUGAGAGAGAGAGUGACUGCACCGCUACACCACUGGUGUCCUGUGUGUGUGUGUGUGUGUGUGUGUGUGUGUGUGUGUGUGUGUGUGUGUGUGUGUGUGUGUGUGUGUGUGUGUGUGUGUGCGUGUGUGCGUGUGUGCGUGUGUGCGUGUGUGCGUGUGUGCGUGUGUGCGUGUGUGCGUGUGUGCGUGUGUGCGUGUGUAUGUGUAUGUGUCUGAAGGCUUGCCUUGUGUGUAGCCAUUGGUGUGCAGUGAUGUGCUUUCAUUUUUUCUCUUCCUUGCAUGAAAUGUUUUGUACUGUACAUAAAUUGACAUAAAUAAAUUUGAUUAUUUUAUUUAUA
Sardina pilchardus (European sardine) is the source of this 4374-nucleotide messenger RNA. RefSeq names its product uridine-cytidine kinase 1-like 1b (gene uckl1b). The record is from RefSeq and is a predicted model, not a curated record. Gene Ontology annotation, molecular function: kinase activity; ATP binding. The transcript is spliced from 15 exons. Gene Ontology annotation, cellular component: cytoplasm. The coding region runs from base 371 to 1978 and encodes 535 amino acids. NCBI's taxonomy places the organism in Eukaryota, Metazoa, Chordata, Actinopteri, Clupeiformes, Clupeidae.